Molecule: messenger RNA, 1514 nt
Organism: Durusdinium trenchii
Lineage: Eukaryota; Dinophyceae; Suessiales; Symbiodiniaceae
Source: the annotation of a GenBank genome assembly
AGUUCAAAACGCCAAAGAAGACUUUACUAGUUGACAAAACAUCUCUGAUUGAAACCUUGAGCCUGUCGAAAGUUCAAGGGAAUUUCAUGGAGGCGCCUACACCGCCUUUGUCGAAGGUUUUCCCUGCUGGACAAGCCACCCAGGCCUCCCGUCCUAGCUUUGAGGAUGAGGAGCCAACAUACUUACCACCUUUGCGGGUGAAAGCUCCUCGACCUAGGCAAUUGGGUGGGACUGAGUUCUAUGGGGCAGUGCCCAAGCACAGUGCCACCUUUGCAUGGUCAGAGCUGUGUGCCACGCCUGAUCCAGAAGCAUCCUUGGCACCAGUGCCACAAGUGCCGAUGAAGUCCUGGUACAAUUCGUAUGUCUAUGUCCCCGAGCCGAGCAGCGAGGCUCGGCAAUAUACUCAGCGCUUCGCUAGAGGUCCAAAUGGUGAGUGGGUUGAUGUCGUGAAGGCGCGGCGCCUGCUAGAUGCGAUGGAUGCUGCACAGCAGAAACAGAUGCGAGAGGAGAUGGAGCGUGAGAUGGUCCUCGCGGGCAUGAGCCAUUUGGGAAGCGCAGUAGAAGCUGAUGGGCACAGCAUCAGUGGCAUCCACCGUACCCAUUACAUGGAUCCGUAUUCCGGUGAGAAACUGAUUGCCUGCAAGGGACAGCUUCAAACUAGGGAAGAGAUCCUCGACCAGUACCACAUUAGGGGUGCAGUGCUGCCACCAGAGGAGUGGUUCGACUUUGACAACCUGCGCUUUCCAUGGCCUUUUACAAAACACGACCGGAACAAGCCAGUCUCCCAGCACACGUAUGAUUGGUUCGACAGACGCAACGUGUACAUUCCAAAUGAUCGCAGUUGUGAGCUUGUGGAGAUGCCCAGCGUGUACUUGGAGCGCCACGAGCUGGAGAGGUGGUGGCGUGAAGAGCCGCAAGGAGCUGCACCAGCUCCGAUGCCACAGCCCCGCAGCAUGAGAUGGCAUGGAUGGCAUCUCAUAUAUGUGAGGCGUUCAGCAAGUGGUCCUCUAGGCGAUGGUCGGCCAAGCUGUCCAUCGCUUCUUCGUGAGAGAUGCGAGAGUAGCGGUCGCCUAAGUUGAAAGAACUUGACAGAACUCAGUGCGAAUCCAGAUCAAGCGUCAGUGUCACCGUGUGGAGUGUCCUUGGAGUGAAGUCCCACUUGUGUACCCUUCGUACUCUCACGUUCCAUUUAAAGCUACUGUAUUCGGAUGUAAUGUGGAAUGCAUGUCACUUCAUGCAGCCUUUGCAACCUUCUUGAAGAAAACAACUUUUAAGGCAUUCCUACAGGAUUUUAUUAUGGCCAUAAAUGGCAAACUGUAAAUAUCCAGUAGCGCAGCCACAUUGAAAACUCGCUUGAGCACAAGGAUGCAAGAAAAGACGCCUUCCAACAUGCUUUGCUGCUAGCAGAAAACAUGUCUCCAUUGCAGGUCAAGACUGUGAAGUGGUCACUCUUCCUGUGAAUGCUCAAGCAACAAACUUGAGUCGGCAUUCAAGCAACCGAACAUUUGACGUUC